AUGAAGAUUCAGGAAAAGAACAAGCCAGAAAUAUUCGAGACAAUACGGACAAUAUUCAACGUUGAUGAACGGGUACAACAAGAGACUUUGAAGCAGGUCAAGACGAGUAUACUUGAAGGAAGUAGUAAAUGGAGUGCGAAGAUCACUUUAACUGUUAUCUGUGCUCAAGGACUGAUUGCCAAGGAUAAAAACCGGUAA
This is a messenger RNA of Cooperia oncophora, 198 nucleotides long. Lineage: Eukaryota; Metazoa; Nematoda; Chromadorea; Rhabditida; Trichostrongylidae. The record is from the annotation of a GenBank genome assembly.